Malus domestica (apple) is the source of this 923-nucleotide messenger RNA. Its product is annotated as probable E3 ubiquitin-protein ligase RHC1A. The record is from RefSeq and is a predicted model, not a curated record. NCBI's taxonomy places the organism in Eukaryota, Viridiplantae, Streptophyta, Magnoliopsida, Rosales, Rosaceae. Gene Ontology annotation, molecular function: ubiquitin protein ligase activity. Gene Ontology annotation, cellular component: cytoplasm. Gene Ontology annotation, biological process: protein ubiquitination.
UCUCGUUCGAAUUUCCAACAAUGUCACUGCAGGCUCAUCGUCCUCGUGAUAUUGUCAACGGAAUAAGAAGUUGGUGCCAACACUGCCUACGUACCAUAAGAAUUGCCUCUUCCAACCCACAUGCAAUUCUAUUUCCUUACUGCUACACCGAGUUUAAUCACGAGCUCGAUGUUUCGAGGCCUAGGCUUAUCGAUCACCUUACAGGCCUAGAACAACCGUCCCCCGCUGCCCGGUUACUGGAUACCUUGUCUCGUUGGCGGACGGAAAACGAAGAUGAACGAGUGUCUUGGAUCACCUUUGAGGAUGCGGUAAAUGAUGUUACUGGAGGGACCUGGAUGGUUGAGAAUGACCGUCCAGGUCCCUCUGCAGCAGCAACUUCUGCCAUUCGAGCUUUGCCAUUGGUGAAAAUAUCGGAAGGGCAGUUAGCCAACGAGCCAAAUUGCCCCGUGUGCAAGGAAGGGUUUGAGGUUGGCGGAGAAGCGAGGGAGAUGCCAUGCAAGCAUGUCUACCAUUCCGACUGCAUACUCCCUUGGCUUCACAUACACAAUACAUGCCCGGUUUGCCGCUACGAGCUUCAAGCAGCCAGCAGCUGCAGCCCGAAUGACGAUUACUAUGAAGAUGAGGAGGAGGAGGAGGAGGAGGUGACAGAAAGCCCAAAUAUUUGGCGGUGCUGGUGGAAUCUCUUCUUAAUUUUCUGGCCAUUUUCUGCAUUGGUUAAUUGGACGCAACGUUAAUUACUAUGGAUAAUUACCAACAACGUACCGGAGGUAAUUUUCUACUUUGAACGUAUUAGAUUACGGGUUGCAAGUUGGAAUGGAAAUUCUGAUUCCGGCCCUUAAUUCUUUUAUUGGCUAAAUUGGAUUGUUCAUCCUGUGGUCAUAGGACACUUGCAUGAUGAACCCGUGGUGAAAAAACUAGGAAUU